Molecule: messenger RNA, 524 nt
Organism: Thamnophis sirtalis
Lineage: Eukaryota; Metazoa; Chordata; Lepidosauria; Squamata; Natricidae
Source: RefSeq, a predicted model, not a curated record
CUGCAGGAUACUUCCUGGAAUGUCUGCAAGUGGACGUUCAUCUGGCUGUUUCACUGAAAAAGUGGGGAUGGGGACUUUCUUUUAUGGAAGAUGUAAUUAAUAGCCAUGAGAUUUGGAAUGAAACCUCUGACCAGAUCAAGGAUGCUACACAACCUACCUUGAAACUGGCUUUUUACAUGUGCUGAAAAAUUAUUAAGUUUUGUUCAAAGUAUUGGAAAUCAGAAGCCACUUAACAUGACAACAGAAACGUUGAUGAAGGAUAUUAAACCAGGCAUGAAAAAUCUAAAUCUUAUAUUCAUUGUGCUGGAAACAGGCCGGGUGACCAAGACAAAGGAUGGUCAUGAAGUACGGACCUGUAAAGUAGCUGACAAAACAGGCAGCAUAAACAUCUCUGUAUGGGAUGAUGUUGGAAAUCUAAUCCAGCCGGGCGAUAUCAUUCGACUCACCAAAGGGUACUCAUCGAUUUUCAAAGGCUGCUUGACACUGUACACUGGACGUGGAGGAGAUCUGCAGAAAGUAGGAGA